Messenger RNA from Zasmidium cellare ATCC 36951, 1734 nucleotides. RefSeq lists its product as uncharacterized. Bases 1 to 1734 code for a protein of 577 amino acids. Gene Ontology annotation, molecular function: transcription coregulator activity; RNA polymerase binding. Lineage: Eukaryota; Fungi; Ascomycota; Dothideomycetes; Mycosphaerellales; Mycosphaerellaceae. The transcript has a single exon. The record is from RefSeq and is a predicted model, not a curated record. Gene Ontology annotation, cellular component: nucleus.
AUGGAGUCACCGAACAAGAGGCUGAAGACCUCGCCACCUGAAUUCAAUGCGCAAGAAGACUUUGUGUCAUUCGGAGACGUUGCGACCGACGACGGCGCAUUUGGAGCGGAGAACGACCAUGUAGAGGACGAGUACCGAUCUUUCAGGGAGUCGGCAGAAGCAACAGAGAAUCAGCGUGGUCAUAGAAGGCACAAUGCCUUGAACGAUCCCCGUAACGCGAAAGACAAGCCCAAGUCGAAGCAUGCAUUACCUGGCUACGAGCCAUGGAUUCUGGUCAAGACCAAAUAUCGCCGUCGCUUUGUGCACAACACCGAGACGAAGGAGAGCUUUUGGUUCAUACCUAAGGAUAUUUUUCCAGGGGUCAUCGAGUUCGAGAGAUGGGAGAAGGGUCAGAAGGAGAAGGCAGACAAUGCCAAGUGGGCGGAGGAACAGCUGAAGCAAAUGCGCAAUGAGAGCAAAGCGCCUGAGGUCAACAAAGCUGCAGACAAGGAAGAGAGGAGUAGAAGAAGGAGAAGCGAAAGUCUGCAGCGGGAAGACGAGGAGACCAUGAUGGCUGAACUGGCUGCGCAGGCUGAGCAUGGGGAAGAAGAAGAUGCGAAGGCCGCAGCGAGUGCUGUGCAGCCUCUGCAACCUCAGAUACAAGGGGCGGAGCUUGAAAGUGACAGCGAGUAUGAAGUAGUGGAAGUGACAGACUCUGAAGGUGAAGAGGACGAUGGAGAGCCAAAGGCGCAAACAGAAGUAGUGGAUGAGGCUGCGGCAGAAGAGGCACAGGAGCCAGAAGAUGGGCUGGUCGAGUUUGGAGAAGAUGACAUCGCAUAUCAGCUGGCUGCGAUGGGCGAAGAUUAUGGCUUGGACCCGGGCGAAUAUGGAGAAGAGGCGUACGAGGGCGAGUGGGAAGACGGUGCGGAAGGCCUUCCAUUAACUGAGGAAGAUGCUGCAAACCUCUUCAAAGACCUACUGGACGACUAUCGAGUCAGUCCAUUCACACCGUGGGACAAGGUCAUAGCCGAUGAGUCCGAUAACAGCAUUCUCAACGACGAUCGCUACACUGUUCUUCCCAACAUGCGCGCUCGGAAAGACGUAUUUGAGGCUUGGGUGAAGGACAAAGCUGCUCAAAUUCAACAGGAACGAGCAACGAUGGCGAAACGGGACCCAAAGAUUCCCUACCUUACUUUUCUGCAACACAACGCCACACCGAAAUUGUACUGGCCAGAGUUUAAACGGAAAUUCAAAAAGGACGUCGAGAUGAACGAUCGCAAGCUCAGCGACAAGGAUCGAGAGAAGCUGUAUAGGGAUCACAUCAACCGGCUGAAGUUGCCAGAGAGCACUCACAAAGCAGACCUUCAGACGCUGCUGAAGAGCGUGCCCUUGAAAGAUCUCAAUCGCGACACUAGCCUCGACGCGCUACCGCAGCAACUGCUGUCACAUCUUCACUUCAUCAGUCUGCCGUCAAGUGUGCGUGAUCGCAUUGUGGAAUCGCACAUCAAAAGCCUCCCAGCUGCCCCAGAUGCCGAUGACAAGACCGACGAGCAGCGGGCUGAGGAGAACAGAAAACGCGAAGAACGACAACGCCGUGAGAAAGCGAUGGCAGAACGUGAGCGCAAGGUGGAAGAGGAAAGGCGUCGUACUGAGAAGGACGAAGCUCGGGCGAGGAGGGAAUUAAGGGAUGGAGAGCGCGAACUUCAAAUGGCUAUGGCUGUUCCCAGGAAAGCGGCUGAAGGUCCCUAUUCAUGA